Messenger RNA from Vombatus ursinus (common wombat), 625 nucleotides. RefSeq names its product nitric oxide synthase, inducible-like. The transcript is spliced from 2 exons. NCBI's taxonomy places the organism in Eukaryota, Metazoa, Chordata, Mammalia, Diprotodontia, Vombatidae. The record is from RefSeq and is a predicted model, not a curated record. Bases 143 to 433 code for a protein of 96 amino acids. Gene Ontology annotation, biological process: response to lipopolysaccharide; response to hormone; inflammatory response. Gene Ontology annotation, cellular component: plasma membrane; cytosol; vesicle membrane. Gene Ontology annotation, molecular function: nitric-oxide synthase activity; FMN binding; flavin adenine dinucleotide binding.
GGUUGCCACCAUGUCCUUCUGCAGCACCUCUUUGAGGAUGAGUGAGCUACACUAGGGAAACAGACUCCAGCUGAAAGGGUGUCUAGAAGGGCAAAGUCCAAUCCAAGUGGCACCUCUCCUGGAAGCAAAUCACUCUUUCUCAAUGACUGCAAUUCCUUCCCACGUCUAUGUUCAGGAUGUCCUGAGAAAGAGAUUGGCAGAUGAGGUGAUCCGGGUACUACGUGAGGACAAAGGGCACCUGUAUGUCUGCGGGGAUGUGAGGAUGGCCCGGGAUGUGGCCCGAACUCUGAAGGAUCUCUUUGCCACCAGACUGAAGAUGAACGAAGAGCAGACUGACAACUAUUUCUUCCAACUCAAGUCCCCAUCUUGUCUGAUGAAGACAGAGAGGAUGCCUUCCUGGCCCCCCUGGUUGUUGCUGAGAAUCUUCUCCUGAUGUUUGUGACGAGAGACGACUGGACGAAACAUUAUGUACUUUCUGGCCUCAACUGUUAAGAACCUGGAAUGGGUGAAGGAGAGUAGGGGAAUCUCCUUGCUUGAGGGUGUCAAGAUAUUAUUAGGAGACACCCUGUUUUCCAGAGCUAUGGUCCAGCAAGCAAGCUGUGCCCUGAGCUUGGCAUAACAACAA